Molecule: messenger RNA, 1860 nt
Organism: Octopus bimaculoides (California two-spot octopus)
Lineage: Eukaryota; Metazoa; Mollusca; Cephalopoda; Octopoda; Octopodidae
Product: arg8-vasotocin receptor
Biological process (GO): G protein-coupled receptor signaling pathway; cellular response to hormone stimulus
Cellular component (GO): plasma membrane
Molecular function (GO): peptide binding; G protein-coupled receptor activity
Source: RefSeq, a predicted model, not a curated record
UAUAUGAAUGUGAAGGUACAUGUGCUUUUACUACAGUAAAUCAGCUGGUACUGUCGCGCGAAAUAUCCAGACGGUUCUAAUAAUCUGCUAAUAGUACACAUAGUGAAAGCAGUUUGAUAAGGUAGAAUGAAACAAACUGAGUUGGUGAGAAAUACAGACAACAGGGAAGAGAAAGGAAGAAAUAAGGAGUGAUAGCCACAUUUAUCUGAUAUAUUAAAGUGGCAGAUAAACUUCGCUCCGAAAUACAAACACACACACAACCACCUGCUUCCACACAGAGAAAGGCAGAAAAGAAAGAAACACAAGCACUAAAUGCGAAUGGAUAAUUCUUAGACAUUAAGAUUAGCAACAGUAGUAGUUGGAACAGCAUGGGACAGAGAGAACGAGAAAAUAAUAACGAAAUAGAAUCAAUGGACCAGUAUUAAAUCAGCUGAUGAAAGAACUCUUAACAUAGUUCGAAUCCUGCGGAUCUGAAACACUGUUCGCCUAAUGAACACAGAUUGAAACCUGUUUGAAUCUACGAAAUCUUCACACUGCCAAUCAAAAUAAUACAACUACUUCCGAUUAUCAAGAUGACUGAACUAAAUGAGUCAUGGAACUAUAAGAAAUGGACAUCUCUAUCCUACACUACCAUGAGUAUAUCUGAAAAUGAUCAACAGAAUUUUAAUAACUCAUCAGCCGAAAGUGUUCAUGAUAAAGCUUAUUCAAAAACGGUGCGGCUCACGUGUCUCUAUAUAAUGAUUAUCGGAGGUAUAAUUGGGGGAUUUCUUUUGUUAAUAUGGGUGAAAAUGAACCGUCGAUGGAAGUCUCGAAUCAAUAUUCUAAUUCUUAACCUUUCAGUUGCUGACUUAUCUGUCAUUUUCUUUGCUUGCACACCACAGUUGGUAUGGGAAUACGUUGACCGCGAAUGGUUUGCAGGUGCUUUCAUGUGCAAACUCGUUAAAUUUAUGCAGAGCUUUUCUAUGAUGGCCAGUACAAACAUGUUAAUUGUUAUUGCAUUGGAUCGUCACCAAGCAAUUAGAGCUCCCCUACGAAAGCCUAUAACGAUCUGGAAAAUGGCUGGAGUGGGCUGGAUUGUUGCAGCACUUGCAUCCCUACCAAUGUUAUUUGUAUUUGUACACGUCGAACGAAAUGGACAACAUCGUUGUGAGAAUAUCUUUCGAGACAAACCAAAAUUACACCGUCAAAUAUUUCUCACUUAUGUAGCAUUUAUGGUCUUCUUUAUACCUUUGAUAUUCUUAAUCGUGUUCUACGCAAGAAUAUUUCUCAAAAUAGCUCAAAAGGCAACAGAGAAUCAAUCUUGUAACAAUACUACAAACGGAAAACCUGGAAAAGUACAUCUACAAAGCACUAAGUCAAGCUCUCUUCCGAAAGCAAAAAUCAAGACUUUGAAAAUGACACUUGUUAUUGUGUCUAUGUAUAUUAUUUGUUGGCUACCCUAUUUUACAGCUGAGAUGAUAAUGUCUUAUGGAAACCAUGAAAUUAUAUCUCCCACUUUAUAUUCCAUUUUAGGUGGUAUUGCCCCGAUUAAUUCGGCGGCUAACCCUUAUAUAUUCCUCAUAUUUAGUAUUAAUUAUAAAACACUUAAUUGUCCAAAAUGGAGAAGAGUUACAUAUACAAAUCCAGAUUCUACUAGAUCUCACUUCAUAAGUUCAAGCCGUAUUGAGAAGUCAGAUUGUUACAAAGAACACUACACAAGGGCGUGUCCCACUAUCACAGUAGAGAUGACAACUUUGGAAAAUUAGACAAUAAUAUAAUAGUAGCUGUCUUAUAUUAAACUAGUUACGAAUUCCAGUAUAUUUAAUAUAUGAUAUAAGUGCGUGUAUGUGUAUUAUGUGUGCUUGCGUGUGUGUCUGGGUG